Messenger RNA from Myotis myotis, 1430 nucleotides. RefSeq names its product protein phosphatase 1 catalytic subunit alpha (gene PPP1CA). Lineage: Eukaryota; Metazoa; Chordata; Mammalia; Chiroptera; Vespertilionidae. The transcript has 7 exons. The coding region runs from base 106 to 1098 and encodes 330 amino acids. Gene Ontology annotation, cellular component: cytoplasm; nucleus. Gene Ontology annotation, molecular function: protein serine/threonine phosphatase activity. The record is from RefSeq and is a predicted model, not a curated record.
GGGCGGACCGGGGAGGGCGGAAGGAGCUCCAGGCCGGAAGGAGGCCGCGGAGGGCGGGAGGCAGGAGCGGGCCCGGAGCUGCUGGGCCGGAGCGGCGGAGCCGCCAUGUCCGACAGUGAGAAGCUCAACCUGGACUCGAUCAUCGGGCGCCUGCUGGAAGUGCAGGGCUCGCGGCCUGGGAAGAAUGUACAGCUGACGGAGAAUGAGAUCCGUGGCCUGUGCCUCAAAUCCCGGGAGAUUUUCCUGAGCCAGCCCAUCCUUCUGGAGCUGGAGGCACCCCUCAAGAUCUGCGGUGACAUCCAUGGCCAGUACUACGACCUUCUGCGGCUGUUCGAAUACGGGGGCUUCCCUCCAGAGAGCAACUACCUCUUCCUGGGGGACUAUGUAGACCGGGGCAAGCAGUCGCUGGAGACCAUCUGCCUGCUGCUGGCCUAUAAGAUCAAGUACCCCGAGAACUUCUUCCUGCUCCGUGGGAACCACGAGUGUGCCAGCAUCAACCGCAUCUACGGCUUCUACGAUGAGUGCAAGAGGCGCUACAACAUUAAACUGUGGAAAACCUUCACCGACUGCUUCAACUGCCUGCCCAUUGCAGCCAUCGUGGACGAGAAGAUCUUCUGCUGCCAUGGAGGUCUGUCCCCCGACCUACAGUCCAUGGAGCAGAUUCGGCGCAUCAUGCGGCCCACAGACGUGCCUGACCAGGGGCUGCUAUGUGACCUGCUGUGGUCUGACCCCGACAAGGACGUGCAGGGCUGGGGCGAGAACGACCGUGGCGUCUCCUUUACCUUUGGGGCUGAGGUGGUGGCCAAGUUCCUACACAAGCACGACUUGGACCUCAUCUGCCGGGCACACCAGGUGGUAGAAGAUGGCUAUGAGUUCUUUGCCAAGCGGCAGCUGGUGACACUCUUCUCAGCUCCCAACUACUGCGGCGAGUUUGAUAAUGCUGGCGCCAUGAUGAGUGUGGACGAGACGCUCAUGUGCUCCUUCCAGAUCCUCAAGCCCGCCGACAAGAACAAGGGGAAAUAUGGGCAGUUCAGUGGCCUGAACCCUGGUGGCCGGCCCAUCACCCCACCCCGUAACUCCGCCAAAGCCAAGAAAUAGCCUCCACGUGCCCGCGCUCUGCCCUAGAUGGUGGAUUGUACAGAAACCACGCAGCAUGUGGGGGGUCAUGCUGACUUCCUAGGCCUGCUGUCACAGGGAACAUGGAGCCUUGAUGUUUUUUUCCUUUUUUUUAAUGAAUCAAUAGCAGUGUCCAAGCCCCCAGGGCUCCCUCUGCCUGUGCCUCGGUGGCUGCAAGCAGGAUCCUGGGGCUGAGGCUGCAGCUCAGGGCAAAGCAGGGCCAGAUUGUGGGUCUCCAGCCUUGCUUGGCCUCAGGGCUGGCAGCCGGAUCCUGGGCAACCCAUCUGGUCUCUUGAAUAAAGGUCAAAGCUGGA